AUGUCGCGGUGGGGACGCAAACGCAAAUACGACUUGUCGAAGAUGUCAGAUAAGGAGUUCAACGACUUUAUGGACUUUUGCGAAAACAGUGAUGAGGAAAUUGAAGGCGAUGAUUUCGAUAGUGACAACGACGUGAAUGACCCAGAUUUUGUGGUCCCCAAUCAAAAUGAUUCCUUUCUACAAGAAACAGCAAACAACAUUUCUGUAUCUGAUCUUUCUCUUUCCCUUGCUGUACCAACUGGUCCACAAGAAAAUCUAAAAAGCAUGUCUGUACCUCUUUCACAAGGAGAAAUUGAAAUUACAGGAACAGACGAAUUUUCGGGAAGGGGUAUACCAACUUCUUUAGCGCACUUUGAAUGCGAUGUUGCUAAUCUUCGAAACAAUAUGAAAGAGUUUCAAAACUUACUGUGGCGUAAAAAUCAUCUUCAAAUAAAUGUUGAAGAGUUGUCGUUUCAUAACCCGAAUCUUGAAGAGUUUUUUCACUUAAAAACACCCUAUGACUGCUUCGCAUACUUUUUUAAUACAGAGCUAUUGGAACUAAUUUGUGACGAAACCAAUCAAUAUGCUCGUCAGAAGAAAAUAAAUUCAACUUUCAUCUGCACAGUGCAAGAAAUACGAAAAUAUAUUGGCAUACUGAUAUUUAUGUCUAUAUAUCGUUUUCCGAAUGUGCGAUCAUAUUGGGGCAGACAUUCUUUUCAACCAAUAAAAUAUGCCAUGCCAGUAAAUCGAUUCGAAGAAAUUCGGAGCUACAUACAUUUCGCUGAUGGAUCGAAACGACCAUCUAGAGACCACGCUGACUAUGAUAUCUUGUACCUUGUUCGACCUAUUAUCAAACAUAUGAUUGUUCGAUUUUCCUCUGUGCCAAUGUCCCAGCGUUUGAGCGUCGACGAACAAAUGUGCGGCACGAAAAUGUCUAAAACAAAUAUCAAGCAGUAUAUGCCGAAAAAGCCUCAUAAAUGGGGUUUCAAAAUAUUCUCCAUUUGUGACACCAAAGGUUUUUCUUAUAGUUUUGAAUUGUUUACAGGCGCUUCCGAUAACGUCCGUGAAGAAGGAAUGCCUGAUUUGGGAGCCGCUUCAAAUAUUGUUGUCCGUUUGUCAAGAAACAUACCAGACUUUUCAAACCACAUAGUGUAUUUCGAUAAUUACUUUACGUCGCUUGGACUAUUGGUUUACCUUCGAAGUCGUGGAAUUUAUUCGCUUGGAACUUUUCGAGGCAACCGUGUGAAAAACUGUAAACUAUCUAACGAUGAACAGCUAGUGGUGAAAAAAGCUCCUCGUGGAUAUUCGGAGGAAUUCGUUGCCACCGCAUUUGGAGUAGAUAUUUCUACUGUUGUUUGGAAGGACAGCAAACCAGUUCGUUUAGCGUCAACGUAUGCAGGUGUGCAGCCAUUUAACUCGAAUAAUCGGAACGACCGAAACACAUUGUCCCGUCGCUAUAACCGCAAUAGAAAACAGUAUGAAUAUGUGAGCUGUCCAAACAUUGUCAAAGAAUACAACCGGCACAUGGGCGGAGUGGACUUGAUGGACAGUCUAAUUGGUCGCUACAAAAUUCGCAUGAAGACUGGUAAAUGGCCAUCUCGUAUUUUUCUCCAUGUUAUCGACUUGGCAAUAGUGAAUGCUUACGUUUUAUACCAUCGCAUCAAUCGUGAAAAACAUCAGCGUGUCGAGCUUCCACGAUUUCGGGAAGAAAUCGCCGAAACUCUCCUGCUCAUAUCGGAAACGAAAAAAUUAGGUCGCCUCACUACUGCAGAAAAACAAGCCGAAGAAGUACCAAAGGGAAGCAAGUUACUGUACCUACCACCUCCCAAUAUAAGGUAUGAUUGUCUCAAUCAUUGGCCAAAUUUCUGCGAUAAAAGUAGUAAACGUCAAUGUCGUAACAAGCCAUGUAAAUCGGAGACUUAA
Messenger RNA from Anastrepha ludens (Mexican fruit fly), 1902 nucleotides. RefSeq names its product piggyBac transposable element-derived protein 2-like. The record is from RefSeq and is a predicted model, not a curated record. The coding region runs from base 1 to 1902 and encodes 633 amino acids. Lineage: Eukaryota; Metazoa; Arthropoda; Insecta; Diptera; Tephritidae. The transcript has a single exon.